Molecule: messenger RNA, 1184 nt
Organism: Vicugna pacos (alpaca)
Lineage: Eukaryota; Metazoa; Chordata; Mammalia; Artiodactyla; Camelidae
Gene: GMNC
Product: geminin coiled-coil domain containing
Biological process (GO): negative regulation of cell cycle; negative regulation of DNA replication
Cellular component (GO): nucleus
Source: RefSeq, a predicted model, not a curated record
UCACAGAACACCGUCCUGCCUUGCCAAGACCAGUACUUUGUAGGAGGCCAGAGCUAUAAUUGCCCGUAUUCUGCUACAACGUCAGAAUCUAGUGUUGACGUUUCCACGGAGACUUGGGUCUCUUUCUGGGCUGCUGGUCUCCUGGACAACAGAGAGCCCCAACAAGCACUACAGGCACAGGAAUCAUCCAGUGACUCGAAUUUCCCUGUUCCUAAUUCAUGUUCAUGGGAAGAGGCUCAGCUUUCCUCUCAGCUCUACAGAAACAAGCAGCUCCAAGAUACUCUGGUGCAGAAAGAAGAAGAACUUGCUAGGUUACAUGAAGAGAAUAAUCAUCUCAGACAAUACCUGAAUUCUGCUUUAGUUAAAUGUCUUGAGGAAAAGGCCAAGAAAUUGCUGUCAUCAGAAGAGUUCUCCAGAGCACGUGGAAACUUCAGAAAGGGGAAGAGGAAACCCAGGGAGCAAAGAUAUUUUCCUCCUGAGAUUCCCCAUCAUAAAAAUGCCAAGAGAAACCUCUCUAGUGAAUUUGCUAAUUGUGAAGAACAGCCGGGGCCCCCUGUGGAUCCCUGGGUUCUUCAAACUCUGGGGUUAAAAGAUCUCAACACCAUUGAUGACACCUCAUCAGCUAACUACAGUGCCCUCUCGUCCCAUCCAGCACGGACCACCAGUGUGUUCCCCCAGUUUCUGGAUGAUGCGGUUGGUUAUCACAAUGCCCCCGGGCAAGAUCUGCCCAUUGACUGUGGAGGUGACAGAACGGCCCCUUCACACAGCACUUCCAGCCAUAGGGAAGAGUUUCAUUUCCCUUCUCAGCUUUCCAGUACCCCAGGAGGGCUGCAGACUCCUCCUUACUAUGCUUCUGAUGUGUCGCCCAAUAAGACGGAGGUGGCCUUUUCCACAUCCCUGAGCCCUCACUGUAAUGUGAAAACUCACUCCUUCCACCAGGGACAAGCCUUUGUUCGUCGAGAUGAAGAGGGAGGCUGGAAGUUUACCUGGGUCCCUAAGCAGUCUUAAUGACCCCUCUUCUAUCACAAAGGACUGCCAUGAACUCUGUUUACAAAGACCUCUCUUGCACUUGAACCCAACUCUGUGGAAAAUGCAAGCUCUUGCCCAGACUGUCUCCUGCCACUUGAAAUGUCACUCUCAAUUACCCACUUCCAUCUGCAGGGAAUGGCUUCCAAGAAUCCAUA